CGCGAUCUUUGUGUUAGCUCUUGGUCUCCUCGACUGAAAAAAAUAUUCAUUGUAUAAUACGGAACUUUUGUUUAAGAAUAAAAAUUGCUACUGUACGUGGAGGAUAACAAAUUAAAAUGGAAGACGGUCACGCGAAAACCGUCGAACAAUGUCUUAAUUUCUAUGGCACAGACGCUGAGCGUGGGCUAACCGUUGAUCAGAUCAAGACCAACCAAAAGAAAUACGGACCAAAUGAGUUGCCAACUGAGGAAGGAAAAACUAUUUGGCAAUUAGUCUUAGAGCAGUUCGACGAUCUUCUGGUGAAGAUUUUGCUUUUGGCAGCCAUUAUUUCAUUUGUAUUAGCACUAUUUGAAGAACACGAAGAUACGUUCACCGCAUUUGUAGAGCCCUUAGUUAUUUUACUUAUUCUGAUAGCAAAUGCUGUGGUCGGUGUUUGGCAGGAGAGAAAUGCCGAGUCCGCAAUUGAAGCUCUAAAGGAAUAUGAGCCAGAAAUGGGCAAAGUGGUACGUCAGGACAAGUCUGGAAUUCAGAAAGUUAGAGCGAAAGAGAUUGUGCCAGGAGACUUGGUCGAAGUGUCUGUAGGUGAUAAGAUCCCGGCCGAUAUUCGCAUCACUCACAUUUACUCAACCACAUUGAGAAUUGAUCAGUCCAUUCUUACCGGUGAGUCUGUGUCUGUCAUUAAGCACACCGAUGCCAUCCCAGAUCCACGCGCUGUCAAUCAGGACAAAAAAAACAUUCUGUUCUCCGGCACUAAUGUGGCCGCUGGCAAAGCACGUGGUGUUGUUAUUGGCACUGGCCUGUCCACCGCCAUUGGUAAGAUCCGUACUGAGAUGUCUGAGACUGAGGAAAUCAAGACACCACUGCAGCAAAAAUUAGAUGAGUUUGGAGAGCAGCUGUCGAAGGUGAUUUCCAUUAUUUGCGUUGCUGUUUGGGCCAUUAACAUUGGGCACUUUAACGAUCCCGCUCAUGGCGGUUCUUGGAUCAAGGGCGCCAUUUACUACUUCAAAAUUGCUGUUGCUUUAGCUGUGGCCGCCAUUCCCGAAGGUCUGCCCGCUGUCAUCACCACUUGCUUAGCUUUGGGCACACGUCGUAUGGCCAAGAAAAAUGCUAUUGUGCGCUCCCUGCCAUCAGUCGAGACCUUGGGCUGCACAUCCGUCAUCUGCUCCGAUAAGACCGGCACACUUACCACCAAUCAAAUGUCUGUCUCGCGGAUGUUUAUCUUUGACAAAGUCGAGGGCAGCGACAGCAGCUUCACUGAAUUCGAAUUGACGGGUUCCACCUAUGAACCUAUUGGUGAGCUGUUCCUGGGCGGCCAGCGCGUUAAGGCUAGCGACUACGAUGCUCUACAAGAACUGUCAACCAUCUGCAUCAUGUGCAAUGACUCUGCCAUUGAUUAUAACGAGUUUAAGCAGGCUUUCGAGAAGGUCGGUGAGGCCACUGAGACUGCACUAAUUGUGCUUGCCGAGAAGUUGAACUCCUUCAACGUAAACAAGUCAGGACUUGAUCGCCGCUCAGCUGCUAUUGCCUGCCGUGGCGAGAUUGAAACCAAAUGGAAGAAGGAGUUCACUUUAGAAUUCUCCCGCGAUCGUAAAUCCAUGUCUUCCUACUGCACUCCACUGAAGGCCUCUCGCCUUGGCACUGGCCCCAAACUGUUUGUUAAAGGCGCUCCUGAAGGUGUGUUGGAGCGGUGCACACAUGCUCGCGUUGGCACCUCCAAGGUACCACUGACUUCCGCACUGAAAUCAAAGAUUCUGGCCCUUACCGGACAGUAUGGUACCGGACGUGACACACUUCGUUGCUUGGCACUUGCCGUUGCCGAUAGCCCCAUGCGUCCUGAGGAAAUGGAUCUGGGCGACUCUACAAAGUUCUAUCAGUAUGAGGUGAAUCUGACUUUUGUCGGUGUUGUGGGCAUGUUGGAUCCUCCACGCAAGGAGGUGUUUGAUUCAAUUGUGCGCUGUCGUGCUGCUGGCAUUCGUGUCAUUGUCAUCACUGGUGACAACAAGGCCACCGCUGAAGCUAUCUGCCGUCGCAUUGGCGUCUUCACUGAGGAUGAAGAUACCACUGGCAAAUCCUAUUCAGGUCGUGAAUUUGAUGAUCUCUCGCCUGCUGAGCAGAAGGCUGCCGUUGCACGCUCUCGAUUGUUCUCGCGCGUGGAACCUCAGCACAAGUCGAAGAUUGUUGAGUUCUUGCAAGGCAUGAAUGAAAUCUCUGCUAUGACUGGUGAUGGUGUCAACGAUGCUCCAGCUCUGAAGAAGGCUGAGAUUGGUAUUGCCAUGGGCUCUGGUACUGCCGUCGCCAAAUCUGCCGCCGAGAUGGUCUUGGCUGAUGAUAACUUCUCUUCAAUUGUGUCUGCUGUAGAAGAGGGUCGCGCUAUCUAUAACAACAUGAAACAGUUUAUCCGUUAUUUGAUUUCCUCCAACAUUGGUGAAGUGGUUUCUAUUUUUCUGACUGCUGCUCUUGGAUUGCCCGAAGCUUUGAUUCCAGUUCAGCUCCUAUGGGUCAACUUGGUUACGGAUGGUCUUCCAGCUACAGCCCUUGGCUUCAAUCCUCCCGACUUGGACAUCAUGGAAAAACCACCCAGGAAGGCAGAUGAAGGAUUAAUUUCCGGCUGGCUCUUCUUCCGUUACAUGGCUAUUGGUUUCUAUGUGGGCGCUGCUACAGUAGGUGCCGCUGCUUGGUGGUUUAUCUUCUCAGCAGAGGGACCACAUCUUACAUACUGGCAACUCACGCAUCAUCUGUCGUGUCUGGGCGGUGGCGAUGAAUUCAAGGGUGUUGACUGUAAAAUCUUUAGUGAUCCACAUGCCAUGACCAUGGCUCUGUCCGUGCUGGUCACAAUUGAAAUGUUGAAUGCCAUGAACAGCUUAUCCGAGAAUCAAUCUUUAAUAACAAUGCCACCAUGGUGCAACUUGUGGUUGAUUGGCUCAAUGGCCCUUUCCUUCACUCUUCACUUUGUUAUUCUUUAUGUUGAUGUUCUCUCUACCGUCUUCCAAGUGACACCGUUGUCUGCAGAGGAAUGGAUAACUGUGAUGAAAUUCUCUAUUCCUGUAGUUUUAUUAGAUGAAACAUUGAAGUUUGUUGCUAGAAAAAUCGCAGAUGGUGAGAGUCCUAUAUAUAAGAUGCAUGGGAUUGUGUUAAUGUGGGCUGUUUUCUUUGGCCUGCUCUACGCUAUGAUGCUUUAAAAAUUAUAUAUAAUUAUAAAUUCAUAAGCCCAAACAUCAUCUAAUUAACUAGCAUAAAUAUGUUACUAAAUAUAAAUGCAAAAAAUAAGAAAACGAAAAGAAAAUACCUAAAGUAACGACUCAAACCCUCAUCUAGAUUUGUUUCCGAUUACAUAUACACACUACUAAAAAACAAAACAAAAAAA
Drosophila busckii is the source of this 3364-nucleotide messenger RNA. RefSeq names its product calcium-transporting ATPase sarcoplasmic/endoplasmic reticulum type (gene SERCA). NCBI's taxonomy places the organism in Eukaryota, Metazoa, Arthropoda, Insecta, Diptera, Drosophilidae. Gene Ontology annotation, cellular component: membrane. The record is from RefSeq and is a predicted model, not a curated record. Gene Ontology annotation, biological process: calcium ion transmembrane transport; intracellular calcium ion homeostasis. Gene Ontology annotation, molecular function: ATP binding; ATP hydrolysis activity; P-type calcium transporter activity. The transcript has 9 exons. The coding region runs from base 117 to 3179 and encodes 1020 amino acids.